This is a messenger RNA of Apis dorsata (giant honeybee), 3532 nucleotides long. Its product is annotated as nucleolar protein 9. The record is from RefSeq and is a predicted model, not a curated record. Bases 98 to 1906 code for a protein of 602 amino acids. The transcript has a single exon. Gene Ontology annotation, biological process: endonucleolytic cleavage to generate mature 5'-end of SSU-rRNA from (SSU-rRNA, 5.8S rRNA, LSU-rRNA); endonucleolytic cleavage in 5'-ETS of tricistronic rRNA transcript (SSU-rRNA, 5.8S rRNA, LSU-rRNA); endonucleolytic cleavage in ITS1 to separate SSU-rRNA from 5.8S rRNA and LSU-rRNA from tricistronic rRNA transcript (SSU-rRNA, 5.8S rRNA, LSU-rRNA). Gene Ontology annotation, cellular component: nucleolus; preribosome, small subunit precursor; 90S preribosome. NCBI's taxonomy places the organism in Eukaryota, Metazoa, Arthropoda, Insecta, Hymenoptera, Apidae. Gene Ontology annotation, molecular function: RNA binding.
UUUACUAUACUUUGUGCAUAAAAUUGUGAACGACGUCGCGUGCACGCGAUAAAAAGGUUAUGUAAACGUUGCUUUGUGUGAAAAAUCAUUUUAAAAUAUGGUCAACAAUAAUUGGAACGAUGAAAGAAGUAAAAAGAGAAAAAAGAAACGAUCGUGUGCUCAAAUGGCAAAAAAAUUCGCACGACAAAGGAAUCAUGGAUCUGACGUAGAUCAUGAUACAUAUCAAUAUAUGGUACGUAUUCUGGAAUUGAUGAAAAGUGAUUUUCCUACUGUCGAAGAGAAAUUAAUAUUUGUGAAUAAUGUAUACGAACAAACUAUUGGACACGAAAUUGAAUAUGCCCAAAAUCAAGUGGGAUCCAGAAUAUUGGAUUCACUUUUAAAAUACGCGAAUUUGGAAACGAUUCAAAGGUUAGUUACUACUUUCAAUCCUUCUUUACGACUUCUCAGUAAUGACAGAUUUGCUAGUCACGUUUUACAAAAGAUCGUAAUGGUUUGCGCUGAUAGAGGAAAUAAAAGAAUAGUUUUAGAAUCUAAUGCUGAACAAAGUGUAGAUGCCAAUAUAGAGGUUAAGGAAUCGGAAGUGGAAUCUUACAACAGCAUCGUGUUAAAGCUAAGUAAAUAUUUUAUUAAUAAUAUAGAGGAGUUUGUGUACGAUACAUAUGCGAAUCAUCUUUUGAGGACUGUUAUCGAAUGCCUUGGUGGUCUAAUCGAUAAGCCUGAAGCUAAUGAUAAAAAAAAAGUAAUAUUUGAUGUAAGACGACCAGUCAUACAAGAGUAUAAAGACUUAUUAUCCUCAACAUGUAACAGAUUAUACAAAUGGCCUUGCUUUUUAGAAUUUGGGAAAGAUGAACUUACAUCUGGAUUAUUGCAAAGUGCUUUAUAUUCUUUAAAGGAUACAUUCCCAAGUAUGGUGGAAGAAUAUGUUAAAAAGAUUACAAACGAAUGUUUUAAGCUUGGAGAACAUCAACAAUUGUCAAAUAUUUUUAACACAGAAAGUUCAAUCAGAUUGUUAGAGGCUUGCUUAUCAGUGGGAAAUCCUAAAUCUUUUAAUGAUAUUUAUGAAAGAUAUUUUUCAGGCAAUUUGAAACAAUUGUCAUUGACGCAAAAUACAAACUUCAGCGUGCAAAGACUAUUUGAUCAUUGUACGGUAAAGGAAAAAUUUGAACAGAUAUUUGAAGAGAUUCACGUGCAUUUUUCUGAAAUUCUUGAAAAAGGUUUUACAGGAAUUUUAGUUAGUGUGGCGAAUGCGUCUUUAAGAUUGCAAGUUAAGCAGGGUGCAUUUGUAACUGAACUUUUAAGAACUCUCCAUUGCGAAGGAAACGAGAAACAAUAUCUUAUCGUGGCUUGCGUGGUAAGUUUAAAAACAUCUGAUCAAUUAGAAAAUUUAAAAGAAAAAAAGGAAGAUGAUUCGAAAUCUUUGAUCAGUUUACACGGAAGUCUAAUAGUACAGGCUAUACUCAAUUUUAAUAAACCUAUAAAAAUGGUUAAUUCCUUGUUGGAAACUGACAUAGAGGAAGUAGUGCGGUUGUUUGAAGAUCCAAAAGGAAGUCGCAUCGUGGAUGCUUACAUGGACAGCAAAUAUAUCGGUGAGAAAAGCAGGGAAAAACUUGGGAAAAAAUUGAAAGGAUACUGGUCGCGAUUGGCUCGCAGUACACAUGGCUCCAGAUGCUUGGAUAGAAUAUGGCGAUCGGCGCAUAUGAAUCAGAAAACUUUGAUCAUGGAAGAAUUAGCAGCAGCCGGAGAAUCUUUGCGUUCGACCAAAUCUGGACAAAUAAUGUUGAACAAAUUAAACGUUCCAUUGUACGCAAGAAACAAGAAGGAUUGGAUGGAAAUGUUAGGUAAAGAAGAGAAAACAAGAGCACUUUUCGCAAAUAUAAUAGGGAAUUCGGUCAAGAAAGAGAAAUAAAUUGUUAAAUGUAAACACGUGUGCAAGAAAAGAAAGAUGUCGAUGUUCGUUCUUUAAGCAUUAUGACACAGAAUAAUCAUGUAUUUCGUUAAUUCAUAAAUACAAUCUAUAGAAUCCAUCAUACAUCCCCGCAACGUAACGUAGCUAGAAAAACAUACAACGACUCGUAAUCUAAAUUUGAGCAAAGUUUUCUAAUGCGCGCGACGGAUAAACUCAUUUUAUGAUUCUCGACUCGACAGUGACUAGACUUAUAAACGUAUACAUGCGUCCAUGCACUGUGACGCGCGUAAAGUAAAACGUUGCAACAGUUUUAUCACUCGUUGCGAUUAUAUUAAUCUAUCAAUUGACUAGGAAAAAUAUCGAUAUAACACUUUGUAUCGAUUACGGUGAAGAAAAAUUUAAAUUGAUCGCAUUUUGUGCCAAAUAUACGGUUCUAAGUGUGAAAAAACAAUAUUGCAAAAUCAUAUAUGUAAAAUUGUUCCAACUUAUUUAUAUAACAAAUAUUUUGUUUAUGCGUGCAAGAUUUUUUUUAUGCUACAUGUUCGUAGAGACCUAGAGAAUGUAUAACAUGUAUUAAGUUUAUUUAUCACUGUUUAUUGUUUGGACGACGUGAAUGGAUUCAUAUUUUUAAUUCAUACUUUCGUUGUAUCGAAAGAUAACGUAACUUCACAUUUUCAUUGCUAGACAAGAAUUUCGUUUAUUUGAACAAUCUAUCAUCCGAGAUAUAUACAUGUUAUAUAAUUUAUCUCUACUUUGUCGCUUCGAUCAAAUAGCAAUGUACAACGAACCGUUACACGUACUAUUCUAAAGAAGGAAUUCGACGAACUGUAUUACAACUACAAUCGUAAAAGGGAAAAAUUUCAUUUCACGCGUAAUGUACUGUUCCCGCAACUUUGUAUUUAUAUAUCGCGAUACGCAAGGGAUCGCUUAACUCUCUAACUCGCCAAGAUUAACGCGAACGGAUGAAUUCGACAAAAUGUAUCGUAAUAUACCUUGGAUGAAUAACAGGAUAUUUAAACUAUUAUAACUGUACAACUGAAUGGUUGUAUGGUUUGCCGAGAGUGCGAAAGCGUAGGAAGAAAGUGGAGAAAGAAAAGCAGAAGAUGUAUGAUUCUCCGUCAGAAGAAAGGAUGUGCAUGUGUGCGUGUGUGUGUGUGAUGUGUAUAGUCAGCGCGAAUCGUAUUGGACCGGUCUAGCGAAUCGUCUGAGUCGAUAGUAAUUCCCGUCGUAACGUCACUUCCCCUUGGUCGUACCACUGGCCGGUAUAGGCGCGACGAUAUUUGCCUCGUUUACGCUCGACUGAGCUGCGCUUGCGAUUCUGGGAGGGCUUCGAGACGCUGAUCUUCGAGGUUCACGAGGCGGAGGAUUGUUGCAGGUCGCGUGAUGGCCUCCUGCCUCCCAGUCCCGGUGUUGGCAGAAGGAGCCGCAAUACCGUGCGAUUCCACAACCACCGCACGUCUCCAAGGCUGGUCUGCCGCAGUUCCAACAACUCUGAAAGUGGAUUCGGAUUGGUGGUGAGCAAGGUAUGGAAUAUAGAGGAAGAAAUCGUAUUGGCGCGUCGAUACGUGGCAAGUAUUGUUUACUGUUGGAAUGAAAUCUCGCGAAAGAAAUGUGGUUAAUUUGGAA